AUGUCAAAUGAAUCUAGCAACGAUGCGAUUGAGCGUACUAAUGAACAGAGGCUCCAGGAGCUAGAGGCCGCAAUGGCCGCAUUAAAGAAAAAAGUAGAGAGGCAUACAGUGAGCCACUCUCGGGGGAAAGAGAUCGAGGCAACCCAGCGGGAGUUGUCCGAGCAAGUGAAGACCUUGGGAGAGGAGACCAGGGAAGCCAUACAGGCCUUCAAGACUGAUCUCGGGGAGUUCAAAGAGAAAGUGAGCUUAUUGGUUUUGGCCAUGCACACUGACUCAGAUGAGGAGAAGGUGAGCUUGGCGGCCAUGUACCUUUCCGGUCAUGCUAAGUUGUGGUGGCAUUCCAAGUUCACCGAGGGGGAGUGCCCCAUUAAGAUAUGGAGGUCAGUAAGAGAUUAUGUAAAGACCUUCUCAACGUUGAUGCUGGAUAUAAGGGACAUGUCAAAGAAGGACAAGAUGUUCUAUUUCCUUGAGGGCCUCAAGCCUUGGGCCAGGACCGAAUUGGUUAGACAGAAAGUACAAGACUUGGCUAUGGCCAUGGCGACGGCCGAACGUCUUAAUGACUACAAUGAGAACUCUACAAAACGUAAGAGCACACCAUCGAGCAAUGGUGGAUGUAGCUCUUUAAACGGGAGAAGGCCCGCGAAGAUGGGCAAGAGCUCAAGUGGGGGAGCGGACAAUCGACAAAAUAGUAGAGACUUGACUACAACAACGUCGAGUGCCCCCACUUUUAAAGCAAAACAACCAUUGGCUUGCUUCUUAUGCAACAGACCACAUAGAUUAAAGAAGGAACCUAGUAGAGGACUCAUGUAUGUGGAUAUGGUGCUAAACGGGAAGGCGACCAAAGCUAUGGUAGACAUGGGCGCCACCGAUACCUUUAUCACCCCAGAGGAGGCAAAACAGUGUGGUCUUAAGGUCGACAACGAGUGUGGGCAAAUGAAAGCAGUAAACUCACCGGCCUCGACCAUUUUGUGGAAUGGCGAAGGCCAUCCAGUUCCAUCUGCUAGUUGCCUAUUAUUCUUGGGCGAUCGCCCGUGUUUGGUGCCAGCCACCAUCCUCCCAAGGAGUGGAAAAAGGAUCAUAUCCGCACUACAAUUCAAGAAAGGGACAAAACGGGGUGAGCCCUCAUACAUAGUCAUGCCGGUGUGCAAAGAAGACGGCCCAUCAGGGGGAGUUCCUAGUGCGGUGGAAGUAGUGCUCAAAGAGUACGAAGACAUGAUGCCUGAUCAGUUGCCCAAGAUGUUGCCACCAAGAAGAGGGGUAGAUCAUGAGAUUGAACUACUCCCUGGGGUAAAGCCACCAGCAAAGGCCCCUUAUCGGAUGGCUCCUCCAGAAUUAGCCGAAUUGAGGAAACAGUUAGAUGAGCUUUUAAAAGUAGGUUUCAUUAGACCAUCUAAGGCGCCAUUUGGUGCCCCAGUUCUGUUCCAGAAGAAACAAGAUGGGAGCUUGCAAUUAUGUGUAGACUAUCGAGCGCUGAACAAGGUGACCGUGCGGAAAAAGUACCCAAUCCCUCUCAUUUCUAACCUCUUCGAUCAGUUGAGUCGUGCCAAGUACUUUUCGAAGUUGGAUUUGAGAUCAGGGUAUCAUCAAGUCAGAAUUAUCGAAGGAGAUGAACCGAAGACCACUUGUGUUACUCGGUAUGGGGCAUUUGAGUUUCUUGUUAUGCCUUUUGGUUUAACUAAUGCUCCUACUACCUUUUGUACGUUAAUGAACCAGGUGUUCCACGACUUUCUCGACAAGUUCAUGGUGAUCUACUUGGAUGACAUUGUGGUGUACAGUUCCACCUUGGAGGAGCAUCUGGAGCAGGGUCGCCUCAGAAUGGAUAUGAAGAAAGUAAAGGCCAUCGAGGAGUGGCCAACUCCCAAGAAUGUCAGUGAGUUGCGUUCUUUCUUGGGGCUGGCCAACUAUUAUCGGCGAUUUGUAGAAGGAUAUUCUAAAAGGAUAGUAGUGCUUACAGAGCUACUUAAGAAGGGUCAGGGAUGGAAUUGGAGCUCCAACUGUCAGGAAGCCUUUGAGAACUUGAAGAAGACAAUGAUGACAGACCCUGUGUUGGCUCUCCCCGACAUCGAAAAGCCUUUGGAAGUAGAGACGGAUGCUUCCGAUUUUGCACUUGGGGGAGUAUUACUGCAAGAAGGCCAUCCAGUAGCCUUUGAGAGCAGAAAAUUGAAUGAAGCGGAAAGGAAGUACACCGCCCAGGAGAAAGAGUUACUGGCAGUUGUUCAUUGCUUGCGAGUAUGGAGACAUUACUUGCUAGGGUCAAAGUUUGUCGUUAGAACGGAUAACACCGCAGUCAUUCACUUUUUGACCCAACCCAAACUGACGGCCAAGCAAGCAAGAUGGCAAGAGAUGUUGGCCGAGUUCGAUUAUGCCUUUGAGCAUAAAUCUGAGAAGACCAACCAAGUGGCAGAUGCUUUUAGCCGGAUGGCAGAACUUGCCGCCUUACGAAGGAUAGCACCAAUGUCGGCCAGCAAGGCAACUUCGGACAUUCGAGCCCUGAUAAAAGACAGGUUGAAGAGAGACCCUCAGGCCUCAACUUUGAUGGACCUAACAAGAGAGGGAAAAUCAAAGUUCUUUUGGGUGGAGAAUGGACUGCUCUUGACCAAGGGCCCUCGAAUGUAUGUCUCGAAGUCUGGAGACUUGCGACAGAAAUUGAUGCGAGAGUGCCAUGACACUCCAUGGGCAGGUCACCCUAGAUGGAGGCGCACUUUUGAUUUGCUACAACAAGGAUAUUAUUGGCCACACAUGCGGGAGGAUGUGAGAGACUACACCAAGACUUGUCUCAUAUGCCAACAGGACAAGGUGGAGAAAAGGAAACAGGCAGGCUUACUGGAACCUCUGCCAAUUCCAUCAAGACCAUGGGAGAGUAUUUCCCUUGACUUCAUUUGUAGUCUCCCAAAAGUGGGUGACUUGGGGUCAAUUCUGGUUGUAGUGGACCGCUUCUCCAAAUAUGCCACCUUCAUCCCGGCUCACAAACAUUGCUCGGCAGAAGAAACAGCCCGCUUGAUCUUUAAGCAUGUUGUGAAGUAUUGGGGAGUCCCCGAGAGCAUCAUCAGUGACAGAGAUCCAAGAUUCACGGGGUCGUUCUGGAGAGAACUUUUUAAACUCCUAGGGUCUGAGCUGAACAUCUCAAGAAGCUAUCACCCUCAAACGGAUGGCCAAACUGAACGGUUCAAUGGGUUGUUAGAGGAGUACUUGAGGCAUUUUGUACAUGCCAACCAGAGAGAUUGGCCACCUUUGCUAGAUGUGGCCCAAUUGUGCUUUAAUUCGCAAAAGAGUUCAUCUACUAAAAAGUCCGCUUUUGAAAUUGUGACAAGACAGCAACCCAGGUUGCCGCACACCUACGUGGAGCUGUAUCGGGGAAAGAGUCCACGAGCUUUCACCUUUGCCAAAGAGUGGAAGCAAAACACAGAGGUUGCUCGGGCCUACUUAGAGAAAGCCUCCAAACAAAUGAAGAGAUGGGCGGACAAAGAUCGGAAACCACAACAAUUCCAAGUCGGGGACCUUGUACUGGUGAAAUUAGUCCCUGAACAACUCCGAUUCUUGAGGAAGAGAGACCGACGGUUAGUACGCAAGUAUGAAGGGCCCGUGAAGAUCAUUGCUCGAGUAGGGAAAUCCUCCUAUAAAAUUAAACCGCCCUCAUGGAUGAAGGUUCACCCGGUGUUCCAUGUCUGCAACUUGAAGCCUUUCCAUGCAGAUCCAAAUGACCCGAGUCACAGCAAAGCCACCAGAACGGCAAUCAGCAUGAAGCCGCCUUCACAGUGUAGGGUAGAGGAAAUCGUAGCCGAUAGAACUUCUAUUGUACGUAGGAAACCCACCCUUGAAUAUCUUGUAAAAUGGGAGGGAUUAGGACCCGAAGAGCUCUUUAAGGGGGGUGAGCAGUUGGCAGAUUGUUGGGUUGUCUCACCAGUUAAGGUAUGUAUCAACACACCUCCUAGGGCUGCCCCCUUGGGCCCUAGGUUGGCUGACUUGGAGAUUGAUCCAGUACCUAGAAGCAUACUUGGAGUUAGUCGAGAACUUAAAAAUAGAGAACGGCAUGCAGAGCUUCAUCGUACACUCUUCGGGAGGGGAGUUUUAGCGCUAAUGCCUGGGCAAAAAUCAUGUGACAUGGAGAAUGAAAUCGAAGUAAUUGACACAUGCACCUGA
Corchorus capsularis is the source of this 4140-nucleotide messenger RNA. Lineage: Eukaryota; Viridiplantae; Streptophyta; Magnoliopsida; Malvales; Malvaceae. The record is from the annotation of a GenBank genome assembly.